Molecule: messenger RNA, 507 nt
Organism: Notodromas monacha
Lineage: Eukaryota; Metazoa; Arthropoda; Ostracoda; Podocopida; Cyprididae
Source: the annotation of a GenBank genome assembly
AUGGCAGCCUUGGACAUGACCCUAGAAAUUGAAUUGGGGGUAACAGGAGGCGAAGAAGACGGUGUGGAUAAUACCGAUGUGGACAAUUCAAAACUGUACACCCAACCCGAAGAAGUAUGGCAAGCCUAUCAGGCCUUAUCGUUGGUUUCUUCUCGAUUUACAAUCGCCGCUGCUUUUGGAAAUGUGCACGGGGUUUACAAACCAGGCGGUUCCAUGGGUUCGGUGAUGGGCGAAAAAAUUAGCCGAGCUGUGGAUUAUUGUCUGGAACACAAAUUGCCUUACGUCAUCAUAUGCAAAUCGGGAGGAGCCCGCAUGAUGGAAGCCGCCAUUUCUUUGAUGCAAUUGGCUAAGAUUCAAUCCAAAUUGAGCCGUCUGGCCCAACAUAAAUUGCCCUAUAUUCCGGUGCUUACCGAUCCCACAUUUGGAGGCGUAACCGCAUCGUUUGCCAUGGUUGGUGAUGUAAUCAUGGCCGAACCAGGGGCUCUAAUAGGCUUUGCUGGUCCAAGG